Messenger RNA from Anolis sagrei ordinatus, 2561 nucleotides. Its product is annotated as broad substrate specificity ATP-binding cassette transporter ABCG2-like. Lineage: Eukaryota; Metazoa; Chordata; Lepidosauria; Squamata; Anolidae. Gene Ontology annotation, cellular component: plasma membrane. Gene Ontology annotation, biological process: transmembrane transport. The record is from RefSeq and is a predicted model, not a curated record. Gene Ontology annotation, molecular function: ABC-type transporter activity; ATP hydrolysis activity; ATP binding.
GGGCUUGGCGCGUCCUGUCUCCCUCUCUGAGGAGGUCUCCCUCCAGCUCUCUGCACACAAAGGCACCACAUCCUGGGCUGUGGCAGCGAAUCGGAGCGAAAUCGGCUCCGGUUACAGCCGAGGGGCGGGAACACGGCUGUCUCUGCUGCUGCUGCAAGGCAGGGCUCCAUUUGCAGACCUGUCGUCGAGGAACAAGUGUCACGGUCGUGGGAGAAAGCCUCCAACCUCCGCCCUCUUUCCUUGGCCAAGACGCUUGUCCCUGUGAGUAGCCUUCAACCCCCGAAGCGUGGCUGGCAGUGGCUUCCAGAGCUCCAGAUUUCAGCUGCAAUCCUCUGCAAAUUGGCCAGGGAUUUGUUGUUUGCAGAGGAGCCAUCAGAAGAUAUGAAUAUUUGGUGCAGAUGACUGGAGCAACAACACAAACAGUGCUGGGCUGUUUUAAGGAAGUCCUGAGAGAAGCAGUGUUGUAGAAGAGGCCGUCAAUGCCAAACUUAACUUUGCAGGUAGCAUAUUAAACCCGGCAGUGAUUGCAUGUUCUCCUUCCGAUCCAAAGUGACUAUUGGGAAUGGAGCUCACAAAUGUUCAAGAUGUUGUUACCCAGCUGAACAUCCAUGGCCCAACACUGGCUUUCAGGAACAUUAGUUACUCCGUCAUCACGCCUUGGACGUUUCCUUUCAAAGGAAGAGAAGAAAAAGAAGUUCUCAGGGAUGUCAGUGGUAUUAUGAAACCUGGGAUGAAUGCAGUUUUGGGGCCAACUGGAAGUGGGAAAACCUCGCUCCUUGAUAUCCUAGCAGGAUGGAAAGACCCCAAAGGGCUUAAAAGUGGACAAAUCUUUAUGGAUGGGAAGUUAGUAGAUGCUAACUUUCAUAAGUGCUCUGCCUAUGUAGUACAGGAGGAUAUUCUGACAGGAACACUCAGCGUCCGUGAGAAUCUUCAGUUCUCUGCCAAUCUGCGGCUCCCAAUAAACAGGAGUAGCAAUGAAGAAAAGAAGUUCAAGGUGGAUGCCGUGAUACAAGAGCUGGGCCUGCAAGAUUGUGCUGACACCAAAAUUGGGACUGAAUUCCUGCGUGGUGUUUCAGGAGGAGAAAAGAAAAGAUGCAGCAUUGGCAUGGAACUGAUCACGUCACCAUCCCUGAUCUUUCUGGAUGAGCCGACCACAGGACUGGAUGCAAAUACAGCUAACUCCAUCAUGCAGCUAUUACACCAACUUUCCAGGAAAGGAAGGACAGUCAUCUUUUCUAUUCAUCAGCCACGCUUCUCUAUCUUCAAGUUGUUUGACCACCUGACCUUGAUGAACAAGGGGGAAAUCAUCUUUGCAGGGCCAGCAGAAGAAGCCACCACCUAUUUCAAUGGCAUCGGCUACUACUGUGAGCAGUUCAACAAUCCGUUGGACUUUUUUCUGGAUGUGAUCAGUGGAGAGGUUGUGCAGUCCCAGUUGAGAGAAGGCUUAGGCAGUAAAAAGGACAUCAAUUUCUCCAGCAACUCCUCUCUUGACAAGAGCGUGCUCUCCAACUAUUAUCGCCAAUCCACCUACUAUGAACAGCUGCAGGAGGACCUGAAAAGCCUACAGUCAUCUCAAAGCCAUUCCUUGGAUGUCGUUCCAUCCAAACCCAAAUACGUUACCUCAUUCAUCCACCAGCUAUACAUUGUGAGUUGUCGCAAUGUGAAGCAACUCCUGAGGAACCCCCAGACUUCCAUUGGUCAGCUCCUUUUGGGCAUUGUCUUCUCUGUGUUGGUUGGACUUAUUUACUAUCAAAUACCCAACACUCUCCCUGAAGCUCUACAGAACAGGUUGGGAGCCUUCUUUUUCAUGGUCCUCACUCAGAUCUUUGGGAAUCUGUCUGCUGUGGAGCUCUUCAUCUAUGAUAGAAAACUCUUCAUCCAUGAGAGCGCCAGGAGUUACUACAGGACCUCUGCCUUCUUUCUGGCCAAAGUAUUUGCCGAUCUCCUUCCCAACCGCAUCCUCCCUGUGUUGUUGUUCUCUUCCAUUGCGUACUUCAUGAUGGGUCUCAGACCCCAAGCAGAAGCUUUCUUCCUGUAUGUUUUGUCACUUAGCCUGACCAAUCUUGCAGCAGUGAGCAUGGCUUUCUUGGUGAGCUCCAGCGUCAACACUUUCGCCGUUGCCAACCUCUUGAUUGCCCUGCCGUAUGUCUUCAUGAUGGUCUUUGGUGGAUUUCUUGUGAACCUCAAUACCAUGCUGGACUGGUUGUCCUGGAUCAAAUGGAUCAGCAUUUACAGAUAUGGCAUGAACGCUCUAGCUAUCAAUGAACUCAAAGGACUAGUCUUCUACUUGAACUCUACCAGGGUCCCUGGAGAGGAAUACCUGAUUCAGCAAGACAUUGACUAUAGCACGUGGGGUUUCUGGGAGAACCAGCUUGCCCUCUUCUGUUUGGCAACUGUAUUCCUCUUCUUUUCUUACAUCCAACUAUUAAGAAUAAACCGUUGGAAGUAGACCAUCAUGGCGAGAAAACUUGCAGGCAUACAAUGCUCUGCUGCAAUCUUCUUGUCUACCAUCUGAAUAAAAUUAGGAUAUAUUAGCCUAAAUCCAAUUGUUAGUACCAAAA